Molecule: messenger RNA, 2634 nt
Organism: Aspergillus steynii IBT 23096
Lineage: Eukaryota; Fungi; Ascomycota; Eurotiomycetes; Eurotiales; Aspergillaceae
Product: putative telomere silencing protein Zds1
Exons: 3
Coding region: 1-2634 (877 amino acids)
Biological process (GO): establishment of cell polarity; positive regulation of G2/M transition of mitotic cell cycle
Cellular component (GO): cell septum; cytoplasm
Source: RefSeq, a predicted model, not a curated record
AUGAAGAUCAAUGCUUCACCGAGCCCGAGCCCCUCUGAGGUCGGCGGAGGAUAUGCGACACGAAGAGGACAUGUGCCUCAUCUGUCGAUAAGUGACCCGAGUCACCACGUCACGGAAGCCAUCGGCCACAUGUACGAAGAUGAUUACGACAAGCGGGAAUCGAAACGCCUCAGCUACCUUCCCUCCCCUCUGACCGACACCAUCUCGAUUAUCCCCCCGAAACUCGCCGGUGCCGAAUCGCCCUCCUCACCGCAAUCGCUCCAAGUACAAAGCCAUCUAAAUGAAAUAAACAACAAUAGACAAACAAAUGGACAGUCUCGCCCGUCCGCGGGUGCCAAAUCUUUGGAUAAUACCAGCCCAACCUCCCCCAGCUCAACCACCUCCCCUGGAUCGACCGACACCGCCACCACCUCCUUCCCGCUGAACGAUAUCGACUACGAAUCCGACCCGGCCGCCGUAGCCCAGGAGCUCAACAAUUUGGCCGCCAUUCGGCGGAUGUCCAUGGAUGUAGCAGCCACGGGCGACCCCGACCUUCCCAGCUUUAACCCCAACCUCUCCGUACCGUCAAUGGCUCCCUCGCCUUCCGCCGAUGAAAAUGACGCCUCCCGGCUCUUCUGGGUGCCGGCCCGACUGCAUCCGGAGCUGGCUCCUAAAGAAUUCAAGUCCUUCCUGGAAAGUAAAGCCGAUCAUAUUAAGCGGAAAUCGGGCGAUUACUCGACCCUGGGUCCGGAGCGUCAAGGGUCAACUGGAGGUCUUCGGCGAAAGAAAUCCAUGUUGUCCAGACAGAUUGACUCCUCUCAGGGCUACACAGACGGUGCGGAGCGGCUCGAGAGGAAGCGGUCAAAAUCCUCCAAGGGGGACGGCCCCAAUCUGCUGGAACUGGAGACUUUGGUGGACGACUCGAUCCCUCGAAGCGCCAGUUCGUCCCUUUUGAGCGAGAUGCGGAACCUCGACGUCUCCGAAGAGGAUCGGCCUAUUCUCCCCCCAGCGCCUCCCGGCCACAGCCUCAGACGGUCUACGAGAACCCAAUACAGAAAAGCCGGCAGUUUGAAAAAGGGCGAGAAGGCUCCAUACUCCAAACGUCUGGGGCGAACAUCGGACUCCAGCGAAGGUGCCUCGCCAUUCAUGGGAGAGGUGGGCCUGUCCCGGGUGUCGACCGAUCCCACUCCCAGUGCAACGCGCGCCCAAGCUUUAGCGAAGACGGCGCAGCCAACGGCCAGCGCUUCCGACGAGCCUGUCAGCUCUGCCGUGGGGUCAAACCCAGAACAGCAACACUUUGCCAAUGAACCCUCGGAUGAAUCGUCUGCAGAGUCUAGGAAUAGGUCAGGUUCCCAGUCGCAAUCUCGUCAAUGGCAUUCCCGAAUCAGUUCCAACGGACGAUCCACGCUGCAUAUAUCUCCGACCGAACAGAAGAUACCCGAGAUUAUCGAAACGCCGCCGCUGGAGAGCACCGCCCCACCAGAACUCGCUUCCCCCCAGUCGACCACCAUCCCCAGCCGAGGAUCUUCCUACGAUCCGCCCCCAUCUGCGCCGCCUGCAAAGGUCCAGACGGCUUACGACCAGCCCUCAUCCAAACGAUCCCAGCACAGCCGUUCGCAUGGCAAAGAGAGUACGCAGACGUUUAACGAAUUCGCCAGCACCCCUCAGGCUCUCCCAGGAAACACGACCCGGACAGAUAGCCUUUCGUUUAUCCCUACAUUCUCAGACGAUCGAAAGUCAGAGACCAAGUCCGAAACCAAGUCCGAAAGCAAGAAAUCCAAGGACAAGAAGGACUCGGAAGGCGGCCGCAAAUCGAGCUGGCACUGGCUGCUCGGCUCGGAAGACAAAGAGAAAGAAAAGGACAAGAAGAAGGACAAGGACGACUCAAAGAAAAUCAAAUCCAAAAUUGUGGAUAAGGUUCAUGAGACGGCGCAUUCCUUGCCCAUAUCCGGCGACUCCAACCAACGUGGACGCGAAAGUAUCGUGGUGGACCGGCUUGACCCCAAGCUAGAAGAAGAGCGUCGGAAAGACCACGUCCGAAGGACGUCUGGCGAGUCAAAGAAGGAGAAGGAAUCCGGGUUGUUCUCCUCUAUCUUCGGCGGUGGCCGCAAGAAGGCCAGUGGAGAUAGCCACCACAAGAAGAGUGCAUCUCGGACUCUAUCGCCUGACCCGCCCGUCCGCGAACUCCGACCGGAUGUCGACUUCCCAUGGACUCGGUUCUCCAUCCUGGAAGAAAGGGCUAUCUACCGGAUGGCCCACAUCAAGCUUGCGAACCCACGGCGUGCGCUAUAUUCCCAAGUCCUCCUUAGUAAUUUCAUGUACUCGUACCUGGCCAAGGUGCAGCAGAUGCAUCCUCUGAUGCUUGCCUCGUCGGCGCAACAGAGGCAGCAGAAGACCCAGGCCGAGGAAUAUCUUCAGUAUCAGCGAUACCAAGAGGCACAGGAGCAACAACAGUAUAGCGAUGGCGGCUCCUAUGACGACCAUCAGAUGUAUGAUUAUCAUGAUGAUCCGCAUGACCAAUACCGGACACAGUCGCGGGGUGGCAAGCAAGGAUAUGAGAACGGAAAUGUAUAUGGACCAGGACAUCAUCAGUACGGGCACUCGUCGUUUGGCGACGACGCUCAGCUCGACGACGACGACGAUGAUAUGUGGUGA